GUUCCCCUCUUUUUCUAGGUUUUCUGUUGUAUGUAUUUUGCGCUGUGUGUGUUCGACCGUUCAGCGUUUUAGCACCGAACAACGUCUUUUUAGUACGCAAUCAGAACUUUGUCGCUGGAGGUGUGAAUAGGUGUGUAGUAGGUUUCUUGUUUAGUUGUUGUCGAAUAACGAUCAAAAAUGCCAAGUUACAAACUUACUUACUUUAACUUCACUGGAAGAGCAGAGCCAAUAAGAAUACUCUUGCAUUAUGGUGGAAUCCCUUUUGAAGAUGUUCGCGUCGAGAAAGCUGAUUGGCCAGCCGUAAAACCAAGCACACCAUUUGGACAGGUACCAGUUUUGGAAGUAGACGGAAAGAAAUACACGCAAGGAACACCCUUGGCUAGAUACGUAGCUAAUGUUGUGGGUUUAGUAGGAAAAUCCAAUGAAGAAAAUUUGGAAAUCGAAAUUGCAAUUAAUAUUGUGUCAGACAUCCUGAAAGCUGCCUACGAAUCUCAUUUCGACCCUGAUGAAGAAAAAAAGAAACAACACUUAAAAACCUUGCAUGAAUUGCUUGCUAAAUAUUUCCCAGUUCUUGAUGAAGCUGCUAAAAAGAAUGGAGGCCAUCUUGGUACUAACAAGCUUAAUUGGGGAGAUAUCUACUUUGUAACGGCUUAUGAAGAUAUUAGAAACAUACUGGGAAAUAAAGACAUUGUCGAAAACUAUUCCGGAUUACAGAACCUGAAGAAGAAUGUCAUCUCAGAAAAAAAUAUUAAGGAAUAUAUUCAAAACCGACCAAAAAUACCAAUCUUUGUAUACGAUUUGAGAAGCGAAUUGUAAUUUUUUUAAGGCAAUGCAAAAUGAAAUAAAUGUUUUUGUCAUAUACACUUAAAACAUAUACGUAUUCUCUAUCAGUAUAGUGCUUUCACUAAAAAAUAUAUACCAAUUGCAAAUUUUUGUUACUAUUUUAUUUUUUAUUAUAAAUAAAAAACAUUUCCUCUCC
Molecule: messenger RNA, 979 nt
Organism: Diabrotica balteata
Lineage: Eukaryota; Metazoa; Arthropoda; Insecta; Coleoptera; Chrysomelidae
Source: the annotation of a GenBank genome assembly